GCUAAACGGAAGGUAAACAAACCGUUGUGGAGAACUUCGUGCUUAGCUGCAAGCUAAAGUGCUUUAAACCCUUUGAGUGUUUGUUGGGUUUGUUUUAAGUUCAUCCGGGAGUCAUGAACAGCUUCCAGGCCGCCAGCCCUCCGCUCUCUGCUGCUGUGACCCAGAUGUUCAACACGCUGGAGUCGGCUGCAGAACAAAUGAUGGUGCACAGAGACUUCCAAGCGGCUUUUGACACAUGUCUCAGCGGUCUGGAGAGUCUCGCCGGCCUGGAGCCCGAGGACAGCAGAUGUGCAGAGCUCAAGGCUGGUUUCUGCAUCUUAGGGAUUCAGGCUCUGGCUGAGCUCAAUCAGUGGCGUGAUAUCCUCUGCUGGGUUCUGCAACAGUAUGAGCAGGAGAAAAUACCAGUGAAGAUCAUGCAGAUGUGUAUACUUCUUUACUCCAAGGUGGGUGAGCCUGCUGUAAUGCAGGAGGUGACCAGAGCCUGGUUACACUACCCGUCCAACAGCAGGGCGACUAGCUUCGGGACGGUGGCAGAGCUGUACCUGCUGCAUGUCCUUGUGCCGCUGGGAGAGGCAGACGAGGCUCGGGAGCUGAUCAGAGGCGAGGUUUUUAGCAGCGCCUUCACAGAAGAACACAGACAGACAGCGCUGGAUAUCAUAGAAGAAAAAGAGCGACAAAAUCAAGACCCUCCUCUAAAUCCCAGGAUGAGUGGAAGCUCUGACGUCACCGAACAUCCUGUCUCAUCCCAAGGUACUUUAGUCCAUAAACUUGAGGCUGUGAUCAGGUUUUUAUACCGAAAACUCCUGAUGAUUGGCUCUGGCUCAUUCCCUUUCCGGAGAAUCUUUCUGACUGCCAUCCUCCUCUACAUGCUGUUUUUUCGGAUGGAUCCAGGUUGGGUGAAACGUUCUUUAGUUCUGCUGGUACGUCAUCGUCUUUUAGAAGUUAAAAUAAAAGUGACUGUAAAUGCGUUUCUGUUGUGCUUUUUUUACCUGCAGCUCUCCCGUCUGCGUUCAUGUGGAUUUCUAAACUUCUGCAGCUGCUCAAACAGAUGUGGAACGCCAUGUUUGCACCGUAUUAUCAGGCAGUCGCUCAGAGCAAAGGACUGUAGAGGAUUGAAUAUGCUUGGUCUAUCAUUUUAAAUGAAUUCUCUAAGGACUGUUUGUAAGACAACAUGGAUGAUAUUCACGUCAGAUCUAUAAAACAUUUAAAGUACUCAUUCCAGGAAUACUUGCAUUUUUUUUAAGCUGCAGACUCUUCAGCUCACAUGACAGCUUCCCAUGAAUUCUGCCCAGCUCCUCACUAAUACAUCCUUUGUUUGUCCAUCUCAAAUCAACAAAUGAGUCAUCAAGAGUCUGAUGUGGUUUUUUUUUCCAUUCCUUUUUUAAGUCUGGGAAGUGACUCACUGUUCUGGUUCAGAGUACCUAGAAUGAUGAAUAGGGGUAAGGAAACAGUUGCAGUCAGUGUAUCACUGUAGGAAUAUGAAAUUUGUUAAAUGAUUAUAACAAUAGUUAUAAUAGUCAGUUUAAGUUGUGUAUACUGCAAUGUGCUGAGGUCCUGUGGCUGCAAAACAAGCCUAAACCAUGACCCCUCUGCCACUGUGCAUGACACAGGGUGUUUGUCCUGAUCUGUGUCUGGUUGUCAACAAAUGUGGUGCUCUGCAUUACAGCCAAACAUUGCUUUGGUCUCGUCUCUCCAAAGGACAUUUCUAGAAGUGUUGCAUUUGACAUGCUAACUGAGGCCGGUAGAGUCUGGGAUGUAGUUGUUUGCACGUCCAAGAUCAUGCACUGGGUCUGGAAUUUGCUGGGACGUUUACUCCUGAGAAGACUGGCGACCGCUUUGAAUGUUUUCCAGUUGUGAAUAAUUGUUCUCACUGCAAAAUGAUGCACUUCAGAUUGUUUGGAAAUGACCCAAUAACCUUUUCCAGAUCGAUGGGAAGCUGCAGUUACUUUUUUAACUCGUUCCUCCACAAUUACGACAUUUGACAACAACGUUAAUAGGUGUGAAAGGUGGACAGAGAUGACUUUUUCCUCCUUGGCGCUGUGUUAACACACCAGAAUGCUCCAUUCUAGCAAACUGCCAAAACCUCAGCUUUUAUAGAAGUGGUCAUGAUCAAUUAAUCAAGUGCAUUAUCAACAUGUUACCCUCUUAAUUCAAAUGGAAGCUGUCAGAUUGUACUUAGUUUUUCACAGGAUUGGAUCUCAAGAAAAUGUACUUUCAAUGUCAAAGUGAAGAUAUUUGUUUUGCAUUUAAGUGUCCCUGUGACUGUUCUUAUGUAUUAUUUUAUUGAUAAUUCUCAUAAAUGAACCUUAAAAUUU
Messenger RNA from Neolamprologus brichardi, 2315 nucleotides. RefSeq names its product peroxisomal biogenesis factor 26 (gene pex26). Gene Ontology annotation, molecular function: protein-containing complex binding; ATPase binding. NCBI's taxonomy places the organism in Eukaryota, Metazoa, Chordata, Actinopteri, Cichliformes, Cichlidae. Gene Ontology annotation, cellular component: peroxisomal membrane; peroxisome. Gene Ontology annotation, biological process: protein import into peroxisome matrix; protein import into peroxisome membrane. The record is from RefSeq and is a predicted model, not a curated record.